Messenger RNA from Vigna umbellata (rice bean), 2960 nucleotides. Lineage: Eukaryota; Viridiplantae; Streptophyta; Magnoliopsida; Fabales; Fabaceae. The record is from RefSeq and is a predicted model, not a curated record.
GCACUGUGCAAAAAGCAAAGAGGGCAACUUCUGUGUAUAUUUUGCAUAGAUUCAUUAGAUCCUAGCCCCACACCACCACCAAACGCAAAACCAAAAACCAAAAACCAAAAAGCAUACACCCUCUUUUCUUCUUUCCUCUUCUCCCUCACCCCUUACCCUUAUCUCUUCCAUCUCACAGACACCACCUACACCUCUAUUCUUUCUGCUUUAUUACAAAUAAACCUAACAAAACCAUCCCCAUUUCUCAACAAACCCAUCUUCUCAAAGGCUCCUCGGAACCGUUGUGCUUUUAUUUCUUUUAAGGCACAACUGUUCCUAGGUGUGGAAGUGUGGAACAUUGAAGAUUUGAAAUAGUUGUGCACAGCUUCCAUUGUUAUUUUGAAAAAGAAAAGGUCUUUGGGUUCUUUGAAGGCAGAAGAUGCAGAGGCCUCCACCGGAAGAUUUUCUGUUGAAGGAGACCAAGCCCCACCUCGGUGGGGGGAAGGUCUCCGGUGACAAGCUUACCAGCACAUAUGACCUUGUCGAGCAAAUGCAGUACCUGUACGUGAGGGUUGUGAAGGCUAAGGACCUGCCUGCAAAGGAUGUCACUGGCAGUUGUGACCCUUAUACUGAAGUGAAGUUGGGGAACUACAAAGGCACCACACGGCACUUCGAGAAGAAGAGUAAUCCCGAAUGGAACCAGGUUUUUGCUUUCUCGAAAGACCGCAUUCAGGCUUCCAUUCUGGAGGUCACCGUGAAGGAUAAGGAUGUUGUGAGGGAUGAUUUCAUCGGUCGGGUGUUGUUCGACCUGAAUGAGGUCCCAAAGCGUGUUCCACCGGAUAGUCCUCUUGCACCGCAGUGGUAUAGAUUGGAGGAUAGGAAGGGUGAUAAGGCGAAGGGGGAGCUAAUGCUGGCUGUUUGGAUGGGCACACAGGCUGAUGAAGCAUUUCCCGAAGCAUGGCACUCAGAUGCUGCGACGGUUACUGGGACUGAUGCUCUUGCCAACAUUAGAUCAAAGGUGUAUCUGUCUCCUAAGCUUUGGUAUUUGAGGGUUAAUGUGAUAGAGGCGCAAGACUUGCAGCCGAGUGACAAGGGUAGGUACCCUGAAGUUUUUGUUAAGGCUUCUCUGGGAAAUCAGACCUUGAGGACUAGAAUCUCUCAAAGCAGGACUAUCAAUCCAAUGUGGAAUGAGGAUAUGAUGUUUGUGGCUGCUGAACCAUUCGAGGAGCCUCUGAUUUUGAGUGUGGAAGACAGAGUUGCCCCUAACAAGGAGGAGUCACUUGGGAGGUGUGCUAUUCCUUUACAAAUGGUGGAGCGGAGACUGGAUUACAAACCUGUGAAUACCAAGUGGUACAACAUCGAAAAGCACGUUGUUAUAAUGGAAGGAGAAAAGAAGAAGGAAAUCAAGUUUUCAAGCAAGAUUCAUAUGAGGAUCUGUCUGGAAGGUGGUUAUCAUGUUUUGGAUGAAUCAACUCACUACAGCAGUGAUCUUCGCCCAACUGCUAAACAGCUGUGGAAGUCCAGUAUUGGAGUUCUUGAAUUGGGGAUAUUGAACGCUCAGGGUUUGAUGCCAAUGAAAACUAAAGAUGGUAAGGGAACAACAGAUGCCUAUUGUGUAGCAAAAUAUGGGCAGAAGUGGGUGAGGACAAGGACAAUCAUUGAUAGCUUCGCACCCCGGUGGAAUGAGCAAUAUACUUGGGAGGUUUUUGAUCCUUGCACUGUCAUUACAAUUGGUGUUUUUGAUAACUGUCAUUUGCAUGGUGGUGAUAAGGGUGGAGGAGCAAAAGAUUCCAAAAUUGGGAAGGUAAGAAUCCGUCUUUCCACCCUUGAGACUGACCGUGUCUAUACACAUUCCUAUCCUCUUCUAGUUCUUCAUCCAAAUGGGGUGAAGAAAAUGGGUGAAAUCCACUUGGCUGUAAGGUUUACUUGUUCUUCUUUGCUUAAUAUGAUGCACAUGUAUUCACUGCCUUUGUUGCCUAAGAUGCAUUAUAUUCACCCACUAACUGUUAGCCAGCUUGACAAUUUGAGGCAUCAAGCCACUCAGAUUGUUUCAAUGAGACUGAGUCGUGCCGAGCCACCCUUGAGAAAGGAGAUAGUGGAAUAUAUGCUGGAUGUGGGUUCCCACAUGUGGAGCAUGAGAAGAAGCAAGGCCAACUUUUUCAGGAUCAUGGGAGUUUUAAGUGGACUAAUAGCGGUAGGAAAAUGGUUUGACCAAAUCUGCAAUUGGAAAAAUCCAAUCACAACCGUUCUGAUCCAUAUCCUGUUCAUAAUAUUGGUCAUGUACCCUGAGCUUAUCUUACCUACAAUAUUCCUAUACCUCUUCUUGAUUGGAGUUUGGUACUAUAGAUGGAGGCCAAGACACCCUCCUCACAUGGACACUCGUCUCUCUCAUGCAGAUUCUGCUCACCCAGAUGAACUUGAUGAAGAGUUUGACACAUUCCCAACCACCAGACAAUCGGACAUCGUGAGGAUGAGAUAUGACAGGCUCAGAAGCAUUGCUGGGAGGAUACAGACAGUGGUUGGUGAUUUGGCCACACAAGGGGAGAGGCUGCAGUCUUUGCUCAGCUGGAGGGACCCAAGAGCUACUGCACUCUUUGUCAUCUUCUGUCUGGUUGCUGCCAUUGUACUCUAUGUCACUCCAUUCCAGGUUGUGGCACUUCUCACUGGAAUCUAUGUAUUGAGACACCCCAGGUUCCGCCACAAGCUUCCUUCAGUGCCUCUCAAUUUCUUCAGAAGGCUGCCUGCAAGAACUGAUUGCAUGCUUUGAUUCAUGGAUAGUGCACAAACUACAUAUGGAACCUGCUUUGCUUUCAUUGUUCAGCACCAGAUUUUGUGGAUUUGCAUUUCAUUAUGUCAUAGGAUUUUCUGUUUUUGAACUUCGUGGUAGUAUCCUGGUGAAAUUUGUAAUUUUGUAGGCUGAGUUGAAAUUAACUUGUGUUCAAUCAACUUCGUGUUUAAUCAGAUGCAGUAAAGUUUCUCAA